Messenger RNA from Oncorhynchus gorbuscha (pink salmon), 9611 nucleotides. Its product is annotated as microtubule-associated protein 2-like. The transcript is spliced from 25 exons. Gene Ontology annotation, molecular function: microtubule binding. Lineage: Eukaryota; Metazoa; Chordata; Actinopteri; Salmoniformes; Salmonidae. Gene Ontology annotation, cellular component: neuron projection. Gene Ontology annotation, biological process: microtubule cytoskeleton organization; neuron projection development. Bases 302 to 7135 code for a protein of 2277 amino acids. The record is from RefSeq and is a predicted model, not a curated record.
GAGCGAGUUCUACUGCUAAGCCAGACACUGCACCGAACAGGUCUCUGAACGUCUCUGAAAUAUUUUUUCUUCUCCUCCGCGUGCUGAAAGGAAAACGGUUAUCCUCUCCUCUCCUCUCUCACCAGGUGUGAAUAGGUUGUUCCUUGGUAUCGUCUUUCCUUGGUCAUCUCUGUCCUGUCCUGUACCGUACUUCUGAAGAUAAGAGGCCUCUGUCUGCACCGACCUCAAAUCACCACCUCGAGUCUCACACUGCCUUACCAGCUACAAGGAGAGACUCCCCUGGUCGCCACUGACCACCAGCAUGGCAGACGGUCGUCAACGUGAAGACACCCCCCCCCAGUGGGAUCCGUCGGGGGCACAGGACCCCUCUCCUCCCCCAGCCCAUGGGGCUAAUGGCUACCCCCCCUCCUACAGGGCGUGCCAGCCAGGGACGGCCCAUGGAGCAGCACCACCCUCCUACACCGCCAGAGAGAAUGGCUUCAACGGCGACCAUGCAGUUACGGCUGAGCAAGUGUCUGCGCGGAUCGUGCAGGAGGUGACAGCCGAGGCAGUGGCAGUACUGAAGGGAGAACAGGAGACAAGACUGCCCUCGGUUGAAGACACGGUGAACCUGCCUCCCUCCCCUCCUCCCUCACCUGCUGCUGAACACUGCUUUGGACCCCUGGAUCAAGAUGUAGGGGAUGAGGAGGAGGAGGCCUGCCCUCUCCACCACUUCCAAAAUUCUCGGGAGAGGUGCAAGUUCCUCGCCCCCUCCAUCUCUGUGUCUAUGCCCGAGGAUGACCCCUACCACUCUGACGAGGAAUACUAUGAUCACCCCUUGUUCAGCCCUGAGUGGGAUCGCUCGGUCUCCUCUCGGCCCUCAGUGCCGGCCGCUGCCUUUAGACAGAUCCAAGAGACCGUCGAGGCUCUUACAGACACAUUCGAGGAGGAGGAGGAGGAGGAAGAGGUGUUGGAGGAGGAGAUGGAAGGGGCAGCAGCAGAAAUCGCAGCAGCUCUUGAGGAGCUGUGGAGUGGGGAUGAGCCUGAGCUGGACAGCCCCCCAGCCGAGCCCUUAGAGCAGGCAGUGGCCAUAGGCGAGGCCCAUACUGUGCCACCCAUACAGGCCGAGGCAGCUAGUGCCGCCCCAGAAGGCCCUAAUGGGAGGGUGGAGGAGGAAGAGGUGGCAGAGGCUGAGGGGGAGGAGGAGAGUCCUGAGGAAGCCUUGAAGAUGGACACGGACAAACCAGACAGCGAGAGGAGUGGAUCCCUCAGCCCAGACUUCACUGAACAAGAGAGUCCAGCUUUCCUCAGCAGGGACCACACAGCAGCACCCCUGAUCCCCAAAACAGACAUGGCUUCCCCUUCCCCUUCUCUGUCCCCUUUACCUUCAAACAGCCAGAGCCAAGCCAAAGAGCUUAGCAAAAUGUCUAUACUGGAUGAACCUAAAACAGUCUCAGAGAAGCAGCCGUCAGUGGAAGUUCUUGAGUCCACUAACCUCACGUCGGAUUCAGGGUCUGGGUUCACUACAGCUAGAGACCAAGGUCAAGGACAAGAUGUGCCAUCUGACUCUAACGAAGACAAAUCGGGCAUGUCAGCUUAUUUCGAGACUUCGGCCCUGAAGCCAGACGAGGGAUCCAAGGGGGUUCAAGCAGAAGGUUAUUAUGAACUGAGUACCGCAGGAGAAGAGAAGAAGGUCUUAGGGAGCAGUUCCCCAACAGUUCCGUCACCCCUUGAGAUCAACUACAGCAUGCUGGCACAAACACAGUCAGUGGAAGAGAAAUCAGACACGAUGGGAGAUCAAAAGGAGACCUUACCGGCCCUGGACAGGAGUAACGAAUGUAGGCUGUCUCCUGGGAAGCUGGCCCUGGAUCAAAGAAGCUACUCUCUCAAUAUAACGAUUGGAUCGAUGGAUCCCAGUGGUCAUGGACGACCUAGAAACUUCUCCCCACUGGCCACGGAUAUCAUGUCUUUUACCAGCGGCAGUCUGGAGGAGUCUGCCAACUAUCUCCCAAUCACCAUCCCAUCUGUGGAGAAGGAGCCACCACCCUUCCAUCCCCUGAUCCUGGAGACGGCAGCCUCAGUCACGUCCGACUCUUCAUCUCCUCCCCACAACACAGCAACAGAGACCCCCGGUGAAAAGACCAGUCCCCAGGGGUCAGAGUCCCCAGAAUCUCCCUUCCCACCCAAAUACUACUACAAAAACGGGACAGUCAUGGCUCCUGACCUACCUGAAAUGCUGGACCUUGCGGGCAGCAGGUCUAGACUGGCUUCUGAGAACACUGACCCUGAGAUCAUGAGGAGGAAGUCUGUCCCUGUGGACGCCCAAGUCCUUGGCAGCGACUCUCUGGCUAACCUGGUUCUGGGGGACCAGAGCCAGAACCAGAGUCUUGCCAAGAGUGAGAGCCAGCUGGAGGAGUUGGGUUACUGUGUGUUCAGUGAGUACUCAGGGCCCAUGCCUUCCCCUGCUGACCUCCAUAGUCCCAUUGACUCCCCGCCCCAGCGCUUUACCCCUAUGGCUCUGGAGGAAAAGAUGGCGGAGGAGAAACUGAAAAUCGAUGCCAGAGACAAACUAGCCGAAGACGACAAGACCAGUCAGUUAGCUGAGAGCGCCGGUUCCAAAGAAAAAGAAGAAACCAAACAAAUGGGACAGGAGGAUUCAGCUUCAGAGGAAAAAGACAACAAAAAGAUCAGCCAUGAAAAUGCUUCCAUGGAAAACCAAAAAGACAAACCAGCUUCAGCUGUGAAGUCAGCCGAGUCCUUUGUAACUCCUACAGUGACGGUUACCCUGGAAGAGGAGGAGAAGCUAGGAGACAACGGACCCGAGACAGAUGCUGAGAUGGCUGCCUAUGAGAGGCAGAUCCGCCGGCUGGAGAUGGAGGACAGGCCCCUGAGCAUGGAGGAGGAGCGGGAGCUGCAGGAGCUCAGGGAGAAGGUGAAGGACAAGUUCCUGGUGCACCAGGAGGCAUACGAGGAGGUGGAUGCUGAAGACGUCUACCAACUGACUGGAGUUGCCAAGGACAGGAUCGGCAGGCCCAUUAGGCCCUCCCCAGCCUCCUCUGUGGAGAGUACCACAGAAGAAGACAAUGUUUCAGUUACGGAGACAGAGAAACCUAAACAGACGGAAGGUCAGACAACACCAAAGAAGGUUGACAUCAUGGUGAUGUCUCCAUCUGUGUCAGUUGGUGGUUUGAGCACCACAGAAGAGGACAAGGUUUUAGUUACAGAGACAGAGAAACCUAAGCAGACAGGAGGUCAGACAACACCAACAAAGCUUGACGUCAUGGCAACGUCUCCAUCUGUGUCAGGUGAUGGUGUGAGCACCACAGAAGAAGAUACAGUUCCUGUUAUGGAGACAGAGAAACCUAAACAGAAUGGAGGUCAGACAACACCAACAAAGCUUGACGUCAUGGCAACGUCUCCAUCUGUGUCAGGUGAUGGUGUGAGCACCACAGAAGAAGAUACAGUUCCUGUUAUGGAGACAGAGAAACCUAAACAGAAUGGAGGUCAGACAACGCCAACGAAGGUUGACAUCAUGGUGACUUCUCCAUCUGUGUCAGGUGAUGGUGUGAGCACCACAGAAGAAGAAAAGGUUCCAGUUAUGGAAAUAGAGAAACCUAAACAGAAUGGAGGUCAGACAACGCCAACCAAGGUUGACAUCAUGGUAACUUCUCCAUCUGUGUCAGGUCAUUGUGUGAGCACCACAGAAGAAGAAAAGGUUCCAGUUAUGGAAAUAGAGAAACCUAAACAGACGGGAGGUCAGACCACACCAACCAAGGUUGACAUCAUGGUGACUUCUCCAUCUGUGUCAGUUGGUGGUUCGAGCACCACAGAAGAGGACAAUGUUUUAGUUAUGGAGACAGAGAAACCUAAACAGACGGGAGGUCAGACAACACCAACAAAGCUUGACGUCAUGGUGACGUCUCCCUCUGUGUCAGGUGGUGUUGUGAGCACCACAGAAGAAGACAAGGUUCCAGUUCCGGAAAUAGAGAAACCUAAACAGAAUGGAGGUCAGACAACACCAACCAAGGUUGACAUCAUGGUGACUUCUCCAUCUGUGUCAUGUGAUGGUGUGAGCACCACAGAAGAAGAAAAGGUUUCAGUUACGGAAAUAGAGAAACCUAAACAGAAUGGAGGUCAGACAACGCCAACAAAGAUUGACGUCAUGACGAUGUCUCCAACUGUGUCAGGUGGUGGUGUGAGCACCACAGAAGAAGACAAUGAGAAAGUUAGCAAAGAGGAGCUGAAGGAGCAGGUUGUAGAGGUCAAAGAGAGGACCAUGGAAGAAAAUAAAAAGGUAGAGGGGGAGGAAGAGGAUACAGAGCAGGCAGUGGAACCAGAUGAAAUCAUGAUAAAGAUAAAACCAUCAAUGCCUGUAGAGAAAGAAGAGAAGGUUGAGAAGGAUAGAAUGACAAACAAGGAGGAAGAGGAGGAGGAAGAUAGUGAAGUUCUGGCAGGGGCAGGAGCAGCGUUGAUUGAUGUUCCAGAACCCAGAGCUGCCAUAGAGUCAGUGGUGACUGUAGAAGAUGACUUCAUCACUGUAGUCCAGACCAUCGACGAGGGUGAGGAGCCAGGACACAGCGUGCGUUUUUCCACUCCGCCCGAGCCUGAGACACCAGAGGAGGAGGAGGAGGAGUCCCAGGAGGUGGAGAUCAUGGAGGCAGCUAGUCUAGAGGAGGUGGGGGAUGUCUCAGAGGAGGUCCUUGAGAAGGAGGUGCAGGCCUCCCCAGAGAAGGAGGUGCAGUUGGAGACCGAGGGACAGACAGAGAGCUACGACAGAGACGAGACCACCAUGGACGACUCCAUCCUAGACAGCUCUUGGGUCGAUACUCAAGAUCUCUCCACUGUAGAUGUGGAUGAUGACAUGAUCAUGGCUGCCGAGCAGAUCGAGCCUCUGAGAGCCGACCGGGUCCCAGCCCCACCAGUCAAGAAGUACAAGACUCUCCAGCAGCAGAAGCAGGAAAAGCAGCCAGUGAAGCCCAAGGCUAAAAGUGGGCGUGUGAGGGGGCGCGAGGGGUGCGUCUCCACCCCUGAACGGAAACCCGUCCGCAAGGAGACUGUCUGUAUCCCCAGGGAAGACAUCAAGAAGAAAAAAGCCGUGAACAAGAAGACUGAUCUGACUAAGAAAGCAGAGACGCGCUCCUCUCCAUCCCGGAAGAGUGUGUUAAAGCCUACUGCGGUCCGACACCCAAGUCCCGCCCAGCCCCAACCCCACCCCUGUGCUAGGAGGAAACCUACAGUGGGUGUACCAGAAGGUCGUCGGCCCCUCAGUGUAGCUAGACAGUCUCGGGACAGAGCCUCAUCACCACCAUUAACAAAGAUCCCCACCUGUAAAACGCGAGUGGUCGCCCUCCUGCCCCCCCGCCCUAACUCAUCCUGCUCCUCCCACACUAAAAAGAACUUGCUGGGGGAGGUGGAGCUUGAUAGGCCCCGCCCCUCCUCAGGUGGGCCUCGUGACUCUACCACACUACCCAGACUGAUAUACCUGGAUGGCGGUUCGCAGAGCCCAAAAAGGUCGUCCCUGCCCCGGCCUGCCUCUGUCCCGCGGCCUGCCUCUAUCCUCAGCCGGCGUACCCACCACCAACCACAUGAACAGGAGGAGAGCUCCACCUCUAUCACCAGCUCCGGCUCUACCGCACCCCGUAGACCCACGUCAUUCAGUACAGAGGUCAGGGCGGAGCAUAGGACAGGACGCGCCCCUAGUUGGACAGGCACACAGUCGAUGCGUUCCCGUUCGCUGUGCACCACAACCCGCACCCCAGGGUCCACAGCCAUCUCCCCUGGGACUCCUCCCAGCUACAGCUACUCCUGCCGCACACCUGGGACUCCUCUCACCCCUGGCACACCCCGUUCUCGAAGCCUGCUGCAGGAGAAGAAGGUGGCUCUGCUCCGCACCCCUCCCAAGUCACCUGCUACCACUCCCAAACAGCUCCGCAUCCUUAACCAGCCCCUUCCCGACCUCAAGAACAUCAAGUCCAAGAUCGGCUCCACAGACAACAUCAAGUACCAGCCCAAGGGGGGACAGCAACACAGAGGCAGGGGCCAAACGGCCACCACAACAGAGCCCAAACGCAGCCCGUCGUGGAUCUGGAGAUUGCUCCUUCGCCUGGUCUCUCUCUCCUUAUAUCUGUCUGCUGCACACAGUGUGACGUGGGCCCCCAUGCCAGCCAAAGACCAACUGAUUCAGAUUUUAAACAAGAAGCUGGACUUCAGUCACGUACAGUCAAAAUGCGGAUCCAAGGAUAACAUGAAGCAUUCUCCUCGUGGAGGCCAUGUGCUUAUUCCCAGUGUUAAACUGGACUUUAGCCAUGUUCAGUCUAGGUGUGGCUCCCUGGACAAAAGACAGUAUGCUGCGGGAGGGGGAAAUGUGCAGAUUCAGACCAAGAAGAUUGACCUGAGUCACGUGACCUCCAAGUGUGGAUCGCUGGACAACAUCCGACACCGUCCAGGGGGAGGUAACGUGCGCAUAGAGAGUGUGAAGCUGGACUUUAAAGACAAGGCCCAGCCCAAGGUGGGUUCCCUGGAUAAUGCACACCACACCCCUGGUGGAGGCCACAUUAUGAUCGAAAGCCACAAGCUGUUGUUCCGUGAUAUGGCCAAGGCCCGGGUGGACCACGGGGCGGAGAUCAUUGUGACCCAGUCUCCGGUUAUGGGCAUGUCAGGGACUGUGUCCCCCCACCGCGACAGCCACCUGUCCUCCUCUGGCAGCAUCAACUUGUUGGAGUCUCCACAGCUAGCCACUCUAGCUGAAGACGUCACCGCCGCCCUGGCCAGCAGGGCUUGUGAGCGGCUUGACCCCCCCAGCCCAGGCACCAGAUCUCUUGACCUUCCCCCUGCCUCCAGUCCACCCCAGCUCCGGACACCUUCCCCCUGCCUCCAGUCCACCCCAGCUCCGGACACCUUCCCCCUGCCUCCAGUCCACCCCAGCUCCGGACACCUUCCCCCUGCCUCCAGUCCACCCCAGCUCCGGACACCUUCCCCCUGCCUCCAGUCCACCCCAGCUCCGGACACCUUCCCCCUGCCUCCAGUCCACCCCAGCUCCGGACACCUUCCCCCUGCCUCCAGUCCUGAACCCCUCAACUUGCCUCAAGUUCAACCUGACCCCAAGCCUUGGACUCCCUCACUUGCUUCUAGUCCAGCCCAAGUUCCCUCAUCAUGACUCCACCCAGCCUCCAAUCUCCCUCCAGUCCACCCCCAGCCUCGGGUACCAAACAGCCCACAAAAAUCUCUGCCUCAACCCUGCCUCAACCCCACCCUGCCUCAACCUCACUCUGCCUCAACCCCACUCUGCCCCCCGGAAACCUUUCUCUGUGCCUCCAUCCAGCCUCUAUCCUUCCCUGCUACCUGCCAUGUGGUCCAUCUCAAACACCCUCACCCCACCAUGCCUCCCAUCCAUCCCAGGCCAUGGACACCCUCACCCCACCAUGCCUCCCAUGCAUCCCAGGCCAUGGACACCCUGACCCCAUCCUGCCUUCUGUCUAUUCCAGGCCCUGAACACCCUGAACCCACCCUGCCUUCCGUCCAUUCCAGGCCCUGGACACCCUGAACCCACCCUGCCGUCCGUCCAUUCCAGGCCCUGGACACCCUGAACCCACCCUGCAGUCCGUCCAUUACAGGCCCUGAACACCCUGAACCCACCCUGCCUCCAGUCCAUUACAGGCCCUGAACACCCUGAACCCACCCUGCCUCCAGUCCAUUACAGGCCCUGAACAUCGUGAACCCAACCUGUCUCCAGUCCAUUACAGGCCCUGAACACCCUCUUCCCAUCUUGCCUUCAGUUCAACCAGCCAGGCUCCCUCACCCUGUCCCAGGCCUCCUGUCAACCCCAGCCCAGAUGCCCAGACACCUCCCCAUCCUGCAGCAGCUUCAUACUCACCGUCUGAUGUAGCUGCCUACCCCACCCUAUGUCAACAAGACAAAUUAAGAAAAAACAACAACCCUUAUGGAACUAGAGACUAUUUAGAAAGUACCUUUGGUCAAUUGUUUGUUGAUAUUUCCAUUCCAAGUACUUGUACUUUUUUUCUCCAUCUUUUUUUCUGGUGUAUUUUUUUUAAUGCUGCGUAUAGAUAGAUAGAUAGAUAGAUAGUGUCCAAGCACUGACUCAAGAUCAGCUGUAGCUCUUUGCACAACAUAAUCUGGGUAUGGGCCAGGUAUAGGGUGGGCUGGUCUCUGUUCAGUUCUUAGGAGCAGCCUUUUCUUACACUAAGUAGGAAGUCACGUGGCCAUGCCCAUACAGUACUCUACCCAUGCCAAUGCCGCCAGCACGUCUUGUUUUGCUCAGUAAAGUGCAUGGACGCCAGACUCAACAUUCACCAUACAUCAAGCAUCCUUGCAGCUAGUCCCAGAUCCAAUAUAUAAUAAAUAUAUAAACAGUAUAUUGAAAAUAUGUAUAAAUAUACCAGCUCUUUGUCUUCAACAACAUCUCUUCGAAAAACCAUUUUAAAAAGUGAUUAGUCCUAUAAGUAUCUUAUACCUGAAAAAUUGCAUUAUUUCAAUAACUAGAUAAUGGUAUGAUGAGCAUGUAUUGAUUCUAGUUAGAAAAAGAGGCUAUUUUCUAGUUCAAAUAAAAGGAUUUUAGUAAGUUAUUUCCUUAAUCGUUGGAUAGAAAAAUUAACACUUCAUGUUUUUGUAGAUAUUAGUUGACUAGUAUGUUAUGCUUGUUGAAGUUGACUUCAGAGAAUUGUGCUGGUAUUGCUAAGGAGUACAUCUUCCAGGCCUGCAACAGAGUACUAACGGCCCUGCAAAUGACUAGCGCCCUGUCCUGGUGGCGUACAGUAGUUGUACAUCAAGCUGCCUCCCAUUACAGAAACAGGAGAUAAGCUCCUGCCCCUAUGGGCCGUUCUGGCUCGGACCAGGCUUACUUUAAUUGCAGAGAACUAACCAAUGCUACUCUCUCUGGGAGCUGUUCUACUAAAAGGCUGCUUAACCAGUCCUAGUUUAGUUUAAGAGGAUGCUGCUUUGAUUCUCAUCUCAAAUAUCUCAGUUCAAAAGAAACGAUGAUAUAGCUAGGAGCUCACAGAAGCUGUGAUCACAAUCCAUUCACCAUGCUAGCAAUAGGCAUUGGAUGGCUGUAAGUUUAGUCCAUAGUGUUCGAUGAACUCCCCAAGGCUCUCAGAGCAGGCUGAGAUUGAACUCACGAGGGCUUGCAGUUGUCUGAACCAUAUUGUAGAUGAAGCUAUUAUUUAAAGAUGACAUUUACAAAGCAGCUGUGGAACUCUGGACCCUGUGUCCCUACAGUUCACUUCUGGAUGCUAGGUUUGUUUUGUGUAAAACAUUCAGGGGGGAAAAGAAAGGGGGAAAAGAAAUAAAAACUACAUUUCAUAAAAACAAUCUUUAAAAAAAAGGAAACUCAACAAGUCAUGUUGCAUCUGUUUGAUAAAGUGUUCCUCUAUAUUUUUUCUGUCGCUAUUUUGUGGUAUUUAUUCCUCCUUCUUUUAGUAUUAAUGUUUGCUUCUGUGUUGUUUCUGCACCCCCCUAUCCCCUACCCCCUAAUCCCUGAUCCCCUAACCUCUACCCCAACCUACAGUAACUGUAAUUGUAAUUAAAAGUAGAUGUACGCAGUUUUUCUCCUGUUGAUAUGAUACUGAUAACAAAAUGCUCUUAACAAUUAAAGACAAUAAAAACACUGAAAAACA